UUCGUGGUUGAUAUCGUUCAUAAGAUUAGCCUAGUCAUAUACCAUGAGUGUGAGGAAGACAUCUAGUUUAUUCUUCUGUAAACAUAAAAAAUUACUGGGUGGCUGAAAUGCCCUUUGAAUACUUCAAGGACGGCCGGGCUCCACGCUGGCACACACACCCUCUCAAGAGAAACCGCCAGCCUCCUGGCGAACCUCUACCCAUGGUAACCCGGGAGGAGUGGAUGGCCCAUAGGACCUACGUCCGGGAGGAUGACGACGUCCGGGUGUUCAAGGGCCCGGUUGGGACGGUCCGGAAGACAUAUACAGAUACAUGGGAAUGCGAGAACCCGGCAGAGUGUAAAAGACUGGUGUACGAACUGCAGGCUAUGCAUUUGACCAAGUACAGCUUUGAUAUUAUGUGGAAUUUCAUGGUCGCCCCUGAUGGAUCCAUCUACGAGGGCCGAGGCUGGAAGUACGACGCUGAAAGACCAGAGAAGUAUCGUCCCUUGAAUGGAGACUGUGUGGACAUUGCCUACAUAGGCAACUACAUUGCCAAGCCUGUUCCAGACGUUAUGAAGGAGGCCAUGGACAGACUGGUGGAUUGGGGAGUGGCCAAUGGGAAGAUCCACUGUUGCCAUGACGUCAUUCCUCAUACCGACCCCCUGUUUCCCUUACCCAAGCACUAUGACGAGGAGCACAAGUUUUGGGACCCCAAUCAGCCCAUGCCUAAGGAAAUCACUAGUAUAGAGGAGUUAUUGAAGGAAAUGAAUUAAAUAGUUAUAACUUAAGAUAUUUUUUUAGCUAUGGAGGUUCAUUAUUGAAGGCUAUUUUUGGUUUUUACGACUCGCAAGAAGGUGAAAAUUAAAUAAAGGUAUUUCCAUGAAAUAGACUGAAUAGAAAAACUUCAGACUGGGGGAAUACUGCUGCGUAGUGGGUUUUAAGGACAUGAUGCUAUUUGAAUUAGAGUUACAGUUUAGGAUUAAGUUUUUGAACAUAUAGGUUGGUACGAUUUGGUGUAUGAAAUCAACCACAAACGGUGAAACUAGACUAAGUGUUAUUUUUAGACUUGUCUCCGAAACAAAUUCUAUAAACUCCAAUGUAAGUUGGUCACUGAGAUUAGUGGGUUAAAUGAUAGUUUUACAGCUAUGUUCAAUCGGAAUUUUUGUAUACAUGUGUAAGAAAAUGUUAUUACUUAAAUACUACCUUUAAGACUUAACACUUUUAACCGUAUAUUGAGGUUUUAAGGCUACUCUGCUAAAAUUAGUAAGCCAAAAGGGGAAUGGAUUUAUAUCUAAAACGGUUUAUUGGUACCUAUCUAAAAAAAAAAAACAAAGACCCAUUUUCAUUUACUCACCUAUCAACAUGUCAGCCCUUAAAACAAAGAAAUAUAAAAACCUCGAU
Messenger RNA from Macrosteles quadrilineatus (aster leafhopper), 1380 nucleotides. RefSeq names its product peptidoglycan-recognition protein SB2-like. The transcript is spliced from 4 exons. Gene Ontology annotation, biological process: peptidoglycan catabolic process. NCBI's taxonomy places the organism in Eukaryota, Metazoa, Arthropoda, Insecta, Hemiptera, Cicadellidae. Bases 108 to 752 code for a protein of 214 amino acids. Gene Ontology annotation, molecular function: N-acetylmuramoyl-L-alanine amidase activity; zinc ion binding. The record is from RefSeq and is a predicted model, not a curated record.